AUGGCGACGACGGCGACGCCGGCCCGCAUCAUCACCGAUGACCAUGCCUUUCUUUCUCCCAGGAGGGCAAACAGUAGCGAAGCAUCCCCUCUUCUGUCGCCAGCCGACUCCGACACGGCCCAAGAUGACAACAGGAAACAAGCAGCUCUGCCGGUGCCGCACAUCCACUACAAGAGGGUAGCCUUUUUGAUCAUGGCCUCGGUGUGCCUGAUCGAGAUGGCGGCGGUGACGAUGCAGGCGCCGGUCAACGCGCUCAUGGAGGACGUCAUCUGCCGCGACAAGCUCUCCCUCCCACCGGCGGCGUCCAAGUCGAGGCCCUUGACGCUCGCCGACGACCCGCGCUGCAAGUCGUCCGACGUGCAGGGCGAGCUGGCCAUGAUGCGCGGGUGGCAGACGGCCCUGGAGACGCUGCCCAGCAUCCUGUGCGCCGUGCCCUACGCCAUGCUGGCCGACCGCGCCGGCCGCAAGCCCGUCCUCCUCCUCGCCUACCUGGGCCUCCUGCUCUCCAUCUUUUGGCAGGCCGCCGUCCUGCUGCUCAGCACCCGCGGCCUCGUCCCGCUGUGGACCAUCUACCUCGCCUCCCUGUGGACCUUUAUCGGCGCCUUUUCGUGCACCGGCCCCGCCAUGCUCUUCACCAUCCUCGGCGACAUCUGCCCGCCCGCCGAGCGCGCCGCCGCCUUCUUCCGCGUCAGCGUCGCCCUUCUCGUCGGCGAGCUGAUCGGCAGCCCCCUCGCCGGCGCCCUCAUGAAGGUCGGCGGGCCCUGGCUGCCCAUCGGCGUCUCGCUCGUCGGCUGCGCCAUCAGCUUCGGGCUGGUGUUUUUUGUGCCCGAGACGCUGGAAGAAGGCCGCGAGGAGGAGGAGGAUGACAAUGACGACGGCGACGACGAUGACAACAACAACAACAACAACAACAACAACGGCCCAAGCAAGCAGAAACGCGCCCCCUUGACGCUCAGGUCGGCGGCCAGACUCGCAGCCGCCAGCUUCCGCGAGCUGUGGGACUUUGCCGUGGCGCACACGGAACUCCUGGCGCUCAUGGUGCCGAUGGCGAUGUUCGUGCUGGGCCGCAUGGUGCAGGACGCGCUGCUGCAGUACGCGACGAAGCGGUACGGCAUCGGCUGGUCGGACGCGUCGAUGCUGGUGGCGGCGCGGGCGGCGGCGAACCUGCUGCUCUUCGCGGUCGUGUUCCCCUACAUCUCGCACGUGCUGACCACCAAGAGCCGCCUGCCGACGCCGGCCAAGGACCUGCUCAUGGCGCGCUGGACGGGCGCCAUCGGGGCCGCGGGCUCGUUCCUCGUCGCCCUGUCGUCGACGCCCGCCCUCUUCGCCGCCUCGCUGGCCGUCUUCUCCGUCGGCACCGGCUUCUCGCCCGUCCUGAGGUCGCUGCUCAACACCCUCGUCGAGCAGCGCCACCUGGCCAUGGUCAACAGCCUCGUGUCCUUCCUCGAGCUGCUCGGCACCUUCUUCGCCGGCCCCGUGCUCAGCAAGGCCCUGAGCGUCGGCAUCGAGCUCGGCGGCGCCUGGGUCGGCCUGCCCUUCUUCGCCGCCGGUUGCAGCCUGUCGCUGAGCGCCGGCCUGGUGUGGAUUUACAGGCUGCCCAAGGCGCCCAAGGGCGUUCGCGGCGGUGCCGAUGAAGCCCUGGUUGAUGGUGGCGGUGCUCACCGAUGCUAG
Messenger RNA from Pyricularia pennisetigena, 1671 nucleotides. RefSeq lists its product as uncharacterized. The coding region runs from base 1 to 1671 and encodes 556 amino acids. Lineage: Eukaryota; Fungi; Ascomycota; Sordariomycetes; Magnaporthales; Pyriculariaceae. Gene Ontology annotation, biological process: transmembrane transport. The record is from RefSeq and is a predicted model, not a curated record. Gene Ontology annotation, molecular function: transmembrane transporter activity. Gene Ontology annotation, cellular component: membrane. The transcript has a single exon.